GAAUUUCUGCUUGUAAACUGCAUAGCCACUGGAGAAAUGGACAUCAGUAUUGAUACAGGAACUGAAUAUGCUGAGCUGGUUCUAAAUGUGGGAAGAGUCAUUCUUGGAGAGAAAAAUAGAAACAAAAUGAAAAAUUGUCAACUGAGAAAGAAGCAGAAUGAUAAUGUCUUACAUGCUUUGUGUGCUCUGCUCAACUCUGGAGGGGGCGUGAUCAAGGCAGAAAUUGAAAAUAAAGACUACAAUUAUUGCCGGGAUGGAAUAGGACUAGAUUUGGAAAAGUCUUUUAGAAGUAUUCGAUCACCUGUAUCUAGAUACCUAGACGUGAUGCAGAAGGGAGACAACUUUCUGAUUUUCGUAAAAUCACGGAGGAACUCGGAAACAUCUGAUCUGCGGAUUAUCACCUUGAACACCAAUUUGUACAAAAGAGACGUAACAGCUACAGAAGCCCUGGAUGCGACUGCUGCCCGGGACUUCCUCAAAGACGUGAAAAAAACUCGAGGGAGAUCGUGUGUAAGACCAGGAUUGCCUGCAAAGAGGGCUGGUAUAGAUGGAGUACAAGAAGAAAGUAACAUAGAGGCUUUGGCUGAUGACUUUUUCAAACGUACAGAACUUGCGCAUAAAGAAAAAGUAAACUUUACCGAAUCCACACAUGUUGAAAUGAAAGACUUCUCAACAGGAAAAUGGUUACAACGAAUUAAAGAGAUUCUCCCUCGAUAUGUUUCUGCAUUUGCAAAUACGGAUGGAGGAUAUUUGUUCAUUGGUUUGAAUGACAAUAUGGAAAUAAUUGGUGUUAAAGCAGAAAUGAGUGAUCUUCAUAAAUUAGAACAUGAAAUAAAAGAGUGUAUUAAGAAACUGCCUGUCCAUCACUUCUGUAUGAAACCAAGUGAGAUAAAAUACUCAUGCAAAUUCCUUCCAGUCUGGAGUUUUUCGGAGGGCAUUGAGAGAAGUCUUUGUGGAUAUGUCUGUGCACUCAGAGUGGAGCGAUUCUGCUGUGCAGUGUUUGCGGAAAACCCUGAUUCCUGGUGUGUCAGAGAUGACCGUGUGAGGCAGUUCACCACGAUGGAAUGGAUCCAGCUCAUGGUGGAGGAUAAGCCAGGACUGUCAGAAGAGAAAAUACGUACUCCAGACGUCCAUUACAUUAAAUUGUUCUUGGAAAUAAUAUGGAAAGAAAUGGGCUUUGUUAUUCAAGGUUCAUGGAUCUUCUUCUCCAGGAGCUGGUCUUUGUAUGUGGGCUUGGAAGGGAACCAGAAAGUCAUCUGUGAUGCUCUUCUGAUUUCCCAGAGAACUCCACCAGUCCUAUUAACCUUGUGUGGGUCACCAGACAAGGAGUUAGAAGGCUAUUCUACACAGACUGCCCUAACUUUAAAGCAGAAACUAGUAAAACUGGGUGGCUACACUAGAAAACUUUGUGUCAGGAGAAAGGUCUUCUGCUUGAGUCCUGAAGGCAGGGGAAUCUGCUAUUACGAUUCAGAAAGGGAUGCAGUUUACCCAAAUCCCUAUUACUGUGUAACCAGUGAAACAAAGAAUGCCUUGCUGGUGGCCCUUUCCAAAGUCUUAGGGACAUGCAACUCUUUGACAUUCAGGGUUUUCAUUCGGCGUCCCAGUGUCCCUCACCAGAAUCAAUAUGAUGUUAUUUAA
Messenger RNA from Otolemur garnettii (small-eared galago), 1638 nucleotides. RefSeq names its product schlafen family member 12. Lineage: Eukaryota; Metazoa; Chordata; Mammalia; Primates; Galagidae. The record is from RefSeq and is a predicted model, not a curated record. Bases 37 to 1638 code for a protein of 533 amino acids. The transcript is spliced from 2 exons.